This is a messenger RNA of Temnothorax curvispinosus, 3339 nucleotides long. RefSeq names its product UDP-N-acetylhexosamine pyrophosphorylase-like. Gene Ontology annotation, molecular function: UDP-N-acetylglucosamine diphosphorylase activity. NCBI's taxonomy places the organism in Eukaryota, Metazoa, Arthropoda, Insecta, Hymenoptera, Formicidae. The coding region runs from base 1516 to 2931 and encodes 471 amino acids. The record is from RefSeq and is a predicted model, not a curated record. Gene Ontology annotation, biological process: UDP-N-acetylglucosamine biosynthetic process. The transcript has 3 exons.
AAAGAAGCGCGAGCCUUCCAUGCCUUUUAUGCCGCGCGCAUCUACACAGAAAUAUAUGUAUAAAUAAUAAACACAAUUUAUUAUGGCUAUGGUCCGAUUCACAGCGUUGAAAACAUCGCUCUAUCUUUGUUUGAUAUAUUCGAUGUGCAACGAAAGAUAGACAGUAGACAGAACGAUCCUUUUAUAACAGCUUGUCAGCGUUGUGAGUUGUGUGAGCGUGAUAGCGCGUGAAUCGGACCGCAGCCUAUAUGAUACAUCUCGACAGAAAUAUUAGUUCUUUACCAAUUUUUCUGCGCCUCAAUUCAAAUAAAAAUAUAUUGUUCGUUUGAAGCACACAAACACAAAUAUCAAUAUUCGCGCGCACGCGCGUACAUCGUCUUUAUAAUACAAUCGCAAAACUAACAAUAAACAAGAUCGUUGUUACCAUAACGACUACGAUAAAAGGGCUUUUCUGAAAAUACAUUAUUAUCCAGCUGUGCAUGCGAGUCGCGAGAAGAUUUAAAGCUAUAAGUGAGAUUUGAGAUAAAUAAGUGUAUAAAUCCGCGCAGUUCCCUGCGCGGCCGGCGGCGUCAAGUGGCCUCGAGGCCUCGAGUCUCGAGCAGUCUCGAGUGCCAGCGCUAACGAAUGCACGGCUAACACGUGCUCAACCAGCUCACGUGUUCGGCGCUCACAGCUCACACCGGCACGCGUCUGAUGACAGAUGACAGUGGUCAAGUGGUGACAGGUCUGGCUCUGGCUCUGGCCUCGCCGUGGCCGCUGGCCGCUGCGCGCUAACCGGAAGAAAGAAUCAAGGAACAAGAGGGAAAUUCGUUUAAUUUGCAUACAUGUCCAUUUGUAUUUGGCUUAUCCGUCGCGAGGUCGAGAGAACAACGUGACGCGCGUCUUCUCAUCUCGGCUGCUUACACGUAGAUGUAAGACGAACGAAUAAACAACUCGUCGAUACACAGGCACAGGUUAUCUGUCACUGUUGUCGCGGAAGAGGUAACUUUUCUCGUUGCGACCGAGCGACGACGACGACGACGGACGACGAUAUCCACUCGUUGUAAGCUUGCAAGAGAUAUGAUUGCAAGAAAAAGGAAGAAUAUACGCGCGGAGUCCGCGGAGAAGGCCGGCCGGGCGGGAGGGGCCGAUAAGAGAAAUCGACGUGGGCGUGCUACGUGGAAUCGUGAAAGUGAAGGUAGCAAAGGUAUGCUGCCGCUGCCGCUGCCACUGCCACUGCCACUGCCACUGCCACUGUCACUGCCACUACUACCUGCGGCUGAGGCCGAUCGAACCGGAUGAAUACCUGUUGCCUGUUGCCUGUUGCUCCUUCCUUUCUUCCUUUCCUCCCUCGCCCGUUCGCUCGCUCGCUCGCGUUGGCGUUCGCGUUCGCGUCUCUUGACGUGACGUGACGUGGGCAGCCGUAUCGAGAGAUUUACCGAGAGCAACGCGCGACGAUAAACACGACGCGCGAUAAGGGGAUAUAUAUAUCGCGUUGGCAAGUGUCAAACGCUGCGUGUUAACAAGCGGGUUGACAUGGAGCGCCUGAGAGAGAAGCUGAGUGAAUACGACCAGGAACAUCUGCUCCGAUUUUGGGAGGAGCUGGUGGACGAGGAUAGGUACCAUCUGGCGAAUGAUAUAGAUGAGCUUGACCUGCAGGAAAUUACCGGAUAUUUCAAGAGGGCUGUGGAAUCCUCCCAGCGCAUCGGCCAGAGUACGCUGGAUGCCAAGUUACAGCCGAUCAAUGGGACCAAGCGUGCCUCUGCCAAGACGUCCACCGAGAAAGAGUUGGACAUGUACGAGGAACGUGGCUUGAAAGAAGUAGCUGAAGGUCGCGUCGCCGUCGUACUGUUGGCAGGUGGUCAAGGCACGCGUCUAGGAGUCACCUAUCCUAAGGGAAUGUACGACGUUGCGUUGCCGUCCCAUAAAACUCUUUUCCAACUGCAGGCAGAAAGAAUACUCUCUCUGCAAAAUAUGGCGCAGCAACGGUAUGGAAAACAUGGAGAAAUAACCUGGUAUAUCCUUACUAGCGAAGCCACUCAUGACGCCACUGUUGAAUAUCUAAGCAAACGCAACUAUUUUGGUUUAAAAGAUAAAAAUGUCAAAGCCUUCAAACAGGGUAUGCUACCGUGUUUCACCUUUGACGGAAAGAUUAUUUUGGACGCGAAGCAUCGUCUUUCCAAGGCUCCCGAUGGUAACGGAGGAUUGUAUCGCGCUUUGAAAAAUCAAGGAAUAUUGGACGAUAUGUUACAACGCGGUAUUCGGAGUAUUCACGCACAUUCCGUGGACAACAUCUUGGUGAAAGUAGCGGAUCCUAUAUUCAUAGGAUACUGCUUGCUGUCUGAGACCGACUGCGGAGUUAAAGUUAUCGACAAGUCUUCUCCCUCUGAAGCUGUUGGCGUAGUUUGCAAGGUGGAAAAUCACUAUCAAGUAGUUGAAUAUAGCGAAAUGACGAAAGAGACUGCGGAGCUUCGACAUGCCGAUGGACAACUGGUAUACAAUGCUGCUAAUAUAUGCAAUCACUACUUCACGAUCGAUUUUUUAAAAGAUGUCGGAUAUCUUUACGAGAAAGAUUUGCCUCUGCACGUGGCAAAAAAGAAAAUUCCAUACGUUAAUGACGAUGGAAUAAGAAUCAUUCCAAACGUUCCUAACGGCAUCAAGAUAGAGAAAUUUGUGUUUGACGUGUUUCCCUUCGCAAAGAAUUUCGCAGUAUGGCAGGGAACGCGUGAGGAGGAAUUUAGCCCGCUGAAAAAUUCAAGUUCCGCUGGUCAAGAUUGCCCGAGCACCGCCCGCACCGAUUUGCUCACGUUACAUAAAAAGUGGUUGCUGAAAGCAGGUGCGAGAGACGUCGGGGACAAUGUCGAGAUCUCUCCUUUGCUUUCGUACGCGGGAGAAAAUUUGUGUCAAAUCGUUAACGAUCGAUCUUUCAUGGAACCACAAGUUCUCGAGUAAGAAAAAUAUAAACUCUCCAUCAAUCUAUACUAUGUAGAUAACGAGAUGUCCCCCAGCAAGUGACUGUUACGUUUCUGAACCGCGCUUAUAAUAACUACUUAAUAACCAUAUUAUUUGUAUACUAUCCGGUUUUCGGUAUAUAUUAUAAUACUCGUGGUUACUUUUUUAACUCCACGGACUGGCUGAAACAAAUAAAAAGAAUGAAGAAAAGGGAAACAACAUGUAAACAAAGACUGUAUACAGUGUCGAUACGUAUGCAUAGAAUUUGGCUGUAUAAAUUCAAAUGUACGUCGGCUAUAAUCUGGCAAUAUUAUUAUUUAGUCCAUAAGUAUUGCGACUGUCACAUUUUUAUAUAUUAUUACUGUUAUAGUAUGUGGUAUAUCGUAUGAAAUAAAAGUAAUGAAUAUA